This is a messenger RNA of Ogataea parapolymorpha DL-1, 1746 nucleotides long. RefSeq names its product putative protein, acetyl coenzyme A transporter. NCBI's taxonomy places the organism in Eukaryota, Fungi, Ascomycota, Pichiomycetes, Pichiales, Pichiaceae. Gene Ontology annotation, cellular component: membrane. The transcript has a single exon. The record is from RefSeq and is a predicted model, not a curated record. The coding region runs from base 1 to 1746 and encodes 581 amino acids. Gene Ontology annotation, molecular function: acetyl-CoA transmembrane transporter activity.
AUGAGUGAAUCGCCCGACGUCUUGCCCAUCUUUUCCAACUCGCUGAAACGGCACGACGAUUCCAACUCCACCUCGCCGCGCAUCCAUGGGGACACGCACGCGGCGAUGGCCGAUAGACUGCUCCCCUACGAGAACGCGCGACAAAGGUCCAGCACAACACAGAAAAACCUGCCUCGCCAGGACCGGCCGCGGUUUUUCCUCCUGGUGCUGCUGUACCUCAUCCAGGGCGUGCCAAUAGGACUGGCAUUUGGGUCGGUGCCGUUUUUGCUCAAAUCGGCGCAAUUGAGCUACACUCAGGUCGGUUUUUUCUCGCUGGCGUCGUACCCGUACUCGUUGAAACUGCUAUGGUCGCCCAUUGUCGACUCGUGCUACCUGAAAAGACUCGGCCGAAGACGCUCCUGGAUCAUCCCCGUCCAGGCGGUUUCCGGACUCACGCUGCUGUUCCUGGGAACAGUGAUCGACUCCCUCAUGCGCAACCUGCAGAAAAACCUCUACACCCUCACAUACACCUUUUUCUUCCUCAUCCUGCUCUGUGCGACACAGGACAUCGCCGUUGACGGCUGGGCCCUCACGAUCCUGUCCAAGGACGCACUGAGCUAUGCAUCCACGGCGCAGACGAUCGGCCUCAACACCGGCUAUUUCCUCAGUUUCACCGUUUUCCUCGCGUUUAACUCUGCAGACUUUGCCAACUCGUACCUCAGGAAAACGCCGAGCUCAGACAGCUUUUUGACGCUCGGCCAGUACAUGUGGUUUUGGGGGUGGAUGUACCUGGCCGUGACGGUGGUAAUCCUGAUUUUCGUGCCGGAAGACCCACUUUCGCGCCGGAAACAGGCCUCUUCCAAAGAUAUCGAGCUGGAGGAGCUGCAGAGAGACGAGCUGUCAGGGGUUAACGUGGUGCAAGCGCACACCGCAUACAACGAGCCGGCGGGCCGGAACACGCUGUUUGGCGUCUACCACAAGAUGUGGAACGUCGUCAAGCUGAAAAACGUCAAGCUUUUCAUCUUGGUGCAUCUCGUGUCGAAAAUCGCUUUCCAGGCCAAUGAGGGAGCCACCAACCUGAAGUUGCUGGACAAGGGCUUUUCGCGCGAGGACCUGGCCAUCACCGUGCUAAUUGACUUCCCGUUGGAGAUCGUCUUUGGCUACUAUUCUGCCCGGUGGUCUACGGGAGACGAGCCUUUGAAACCGUGGAUGUACGCGUAUCUGGGCCGCAUAGCCGCAGCUGCGCUGGGACAAGUGCUGGUCUGGUGCUUCCCAAAAGACGGCCACGUGACUACGGCGUAUUUCCUGUUUGUGAUUUUCCAGCACCUGCUGAGCUCGUUCAUGUCGACGAUCCAGUUUGUGUCGAUCUGUGCUUUCCACACGCAAAUAGCCGACCCACUGAUUGGCGGCACGUACAUGACCACACUGAACACACUGUCGAACUUGGGCGGGCAGUGGCCUAAAAUCAUUGUGCUCAGUCUGAUCGACAAGCUCACCACGGCCAGAUGCGUGCCUCCCACGCCGAUGGCUACAAAUCCGUUCGAGGAGACCCCUUUCUUCAACUGCUACGGCUCGUCAGCCAAGAGCGACUGUCUGGGCCAUGGUGGAGUGUGCAACACCAUUGCAGAUGGCUACUACAACACUAAUCUGCUGUGCAUAAUUAUUGGAUUGGUAUUGUACUAUGGAUGGAUCAGAAAAACGGUGGUCCAUCUUCAGGGUCUUCCGAUCAGCGCAUGGCGAGUGGGCAAAUCCACGCUGCCUAUCUGA